GGUUCUACCUCUGAAUUAUAUACACACCGGAUUACUCACCUAUCAAGCUUUACCUGUAACAACAGAAUAGAAAACAUGACUACUACUAAAGAGGGACCUGAUAGACUGGAGCUUCAACGCUCGUAUGUCGUCAACCGAACUCCCAUGAGACCAGAUUUGGCAAAUGUGGAAUCUCGAUGGAAAUCCCACACAAAGGAGCCUCUUUCGCAAGGUUGGAAGGCCAGAAAGAGCAUCAUCAUAGCUUUGGAUGUAUUGAAUAGGCUCCAACUCUCGCGUACAACGGAUGUCAGCCACGAGUCCAUGAGUUUGUGCCUUAAAGUCUUGCGCGAGCGUUUACCUUCAUAUGUGCAGAACGACAUUCAAAUCAUGAGCUAUGAAAUGUGCCUAGGAUUCAACCUUUCAGAGGAAGAAUACCAGACUUUCGUUCUAGAAGAAGAGUUACCUGAAGCUAGCAUUCAGUCAUACGACACCCUGAAGGAAGAUUACCAGAACAUGUUCAGGGCGCCGUACAUUUUCUGGCCCAUCCUCUAUAUGACGGACAACCGUAUGCAAUGGGCCCUAGCUGUCAUCCACCUCAACCAGGGAUCGGUAGAAAACCCUGACUGGAAAGAGGGUGAUUGUGUGACCCAGAAAAGAAUCAAGCUGAAUAUCUUCAAUUCCAUUGAGGGUAUCGCUGUCCUAGACCCUGACCAGACUGAUGGUGACAAACGAUCGACUCUGAUUUACAACAGAAUCUUGUAUAUGUUAACGAGGGCUGGUAUGGAGAGUGGCGAUGAUCCAAAGAAGGAGGUGUGGCUACCACCAAUGAACAGCGUCCAGCAUCAAGGAGAGCUUGAAUACUGGAGCUCGGGCCUGCGCUGCUUCGAUCUUGCCCGACAACUCAUGGACCGCAUUCUGGACCGCUACUGCGAAGAGCCCGGUAGCCACCCAUGCUCCUUCUGGGGCCCAACACGUGGGUGGUUCAACCCAGAUGCCGUGCGCGCUGACAUGAUCGGUAUCGCAGCCAUGGAGGUCAACAAGCGUAUGGCAUAUACAACCAAAAUCGCGAUAGAGCCCGUGUCUAAUCUCAAGCAUGGAGAUAAGGCUGUAGGCACUAGAUUAUUGCGACCCGAUAGAAGCCACGUGCAUAUGUGGCAACCGGGAAAAUACGAUAAGAACGGAGAAGCUGUCAUGUGGGAGACCCCAGGGCUAACAAACGAGCUUAGAACUUUCGUGACCGAGACAUGUGUAUAUGGGGAAAACCCCCCUGAGAAGAGACCAGAAAGGAAAGAAGGAAGAAACUCUAUCAGAGAGCCUACCUGUAAAGAUACCACUGGUGCCAGCAAGGCACCUGACCUGGGAAAUCUACCCCCUUAUCCAGGCCAAGACACAAAUGCGCAGACUCCAUUCUCUCCCGAAGACUCCGACGACCCCAACAUACUUAGUACUAAGGAGGAGUCUAAGGACGGGGCCCAAGAGGAAACACCGACUGGAAAGAAGAGAACUGGAGACGGUAACGGCUCAACUGGCACUAACAAGAGACUAAAGACGGAAAAUUCUUAG
Messenger RNA from Hypoxylon fragiforme, 1542 nucleotides. RefSeq lists its product as uncharacterized. NCBI's taxonomy places the organism in Eukaryota, Fungi, Ascomycota, Sordariomycetes, Xylariales, Hypoxylaceae. The record is from RefSeq and is a predicted model, not a curated record. The coding region runs from base 76 to 1542 and encodes 488 amino acids. The transcript is spliced from 2 exons.